Sitodiplosis mosellana (orange wheat blossom midge) is the source of this 933-nucleotide messenger RNA. RefSeq lists its product as uncharacterized. The record is from RefSeq and is a predicted model, not a curated record. The transcript has a single exon. Lineage: Eukaryota; Metazoa; Arthropoda; Insecta; Diptera; Cecidomyiidae. The coding region runs from base 1 to 933 and encodes 310 amino acids.
AUGGCAGAGAUCGACAGUUUGAGAGAUGAAAUCGGUAGUUUGAGAACUCAACUCAACGAGUUGCAACAACGAGGUGGCGAGGCGAGUGGUAGCCAAGGUCAAAACAGUCAAAGCGGUCAAAAUGGUCAACCGAACCAAAUUGCACAACCGACGGCAAAUGUGUAUCAGGUAACGGAGAUGGUAAAAAUGCAAGCGUUUUACGAGAACGAUCCUGAACUGUGGUUCACGGUAAUUGAAUCGCAAUUUGCCGCACGAAAAAUAACCAGCGAAAGAACGAGAUAUUUGCAAGUCGUAGCAAAUCUGAAUUGCACAACGGCAUCGUUGGUGAAGGAUGUAAUCAAAUCGACGUUCGCAGAAGGCCAUUACGACAAGUUAAAAACCGCAUUGAUUGCAAUUUUUGCGGAAAGUUCGACAGAAAAAUUUCAAAAAUUGAUUUCAAACACGGAAAUUGGUGAGAUGAAACCAUCGCAAUUUCUGCACCACAUGAGAUCAUUGGCCGACAAUACAAUCAGUGAAGCGUUGGUUAAACAGUUAUGGAUUCAACGUUUGCCAACGUCGUCUCGUGCCGUUUUAUCAGCAUCAAGCGACGCAUUGGACAACCUUGCAAAAAUGGCUGAUAAAAUGUGGGAAGUAUCGGACAGAUUCAGCAUUUCCAGUGUGAACGCCGAAAACGGUGAAAAGUCAGUCAUCGAAAAACUCACCAGAGCAUUGGAACGAUUAACGAACAAAGUUGAUGCACUGGAACGAAAGGAGCAUGUUUCUCGUCGUGACAACACACCGCAUCGCAAUCGAAACCGUUCGAGCAGCAGACAGAGUACGAAAAGCGGUGGAAAGAGCGAGCACGAACUGUGUUGGUACCACUACAAAUACGGCAACGAAGCGAAGAAUUGUCGUGAGCCAUGCAAAUACACAGGCAAGUCAAAAAACGAAUAA